Psammomys obesus (fat sand rat) is the source of this 1405-nucleotide messenger RNA. It is a transcript of the gene Septin1, whose product is annotated as septin 1. The record is from RefSeq and is a predicted model, not a curated record. Gene Ontology annotation, molecular function: GTPase activity; molecular adaptor activity; GTP binding. Bases 25 to 1158 code for a protein of 377 amino acids. Gene Ontology annotation, cellular component: synaptic vesicle; cell division site; septin ring. The transcript has 11 exons. Gene Ontology annotation, biological process: regulation of exocytosis; cytoskeleton-dependent cytokinesis. Lineage: Eukaryota; Metazoa; Chordata; Mammalia; Rodentia; Muridae.
CCCCACCAGAGGAAGUGGGGAGAAAUGCCAGGUGCAGAGGCAGCCAGCAGAGCCAUGGACAAGGAAUACGUGGGCUUUGCUGCCCUCCCCAACCAGCUGCACCGCAAGUCUGUCAAGAAGGGGUUUGACUUCACACUCAUGGUGGCAGGGGAGUCAGGCCUGGGGAAGUCCACCCUCAUCAACAGCCUGUUCCUCACCAACCUUUAUGAGGACCGGCAGGUGCCAGAUGCCAGCGCUCGCACCAAACAAACUCUGACCAUUGAGCGCCGGGGUGUGGAGAUCGAGGAGGGAGGUGUUAAGGUGAAGCUGACCUUGGUGGACACGCCUGGCUUUGGGGACUCUGUGGACUGCUCAGACUGCUGGCUGCCCGUGGUUCGCUUCAUCGAGGAGCAGUUUGAGCAAUACCUCAGGGACGAGAGUGGCCUGAACAGGAAGAACAUCCAGGAUUCCAGAGUCCACUGCUGCCUCUACUUCAUCUCACCGUUCGGCAGAGGGCUCCGGCCCCUAGAUGUGGCGUUUCUCCGGGCGGUGCACGAGAAAGUCAAUAUCAUCCCAGUCAUCGGCAAAGCAGAUGCCCUGAUGCCCAGGGAAACGCAGGUCCUCAAGCAGAAGAUCCGGGACCAAUUGAAAGAGGAGGAGAUCAACAUCUAUCAGUUCCCAGAGUGUGACUCUGAUGAAGAUGAAGAAUUCAAGAAGCAGAAUGAAGAGAUGAAGGAAAACAUCCCUUUCGCAGUCGUGGGGUCGUGCGAAGUGGUGAGGGAUGGAGGAGCCCGGCCAGUGAGGGGCCGCCGUUACUCCUGGGGUACCGUGGAGGUGGAGAACCCGCAUCACUGCGAUUUCCUGAACCUGAGGCGGAUGCUGGUGCAGACCCACCUUCAGGACUUGAAGGAGGUGACCCACGACCUGCUCUACGAGGGCUACCGGGCUCGCUGCCUACAGAGUUUGGCUCGUCCUGGGGCCCGGGAUCGAGCCAGCCGUAGCAAGCUUUCCCGGCAGAGUGCCACAGAGAUCCCGCUGCCCAUGCUGCCUUUGGCCGACACGGAGAAGUUGAUUCGCGAGAAGGACGAAGAGCUGCGCCGCAUGCAAGAAAUGCUGGAGAAGAUGCAAGCCCAGAUGCAGCAGAGCCAGGCUCAGGGCGACCAGAACGACGCGCUGUGAUAGCCUCGCCCUCCCCUAGCCCUAUCUGCUCUCCGCCCAUCUCCCGUCCUAUCCCGGCUCUGGGCUGCCCAGUGCCCAAUCCGGAGACCCGGAGGUUAGGCCCGCCCUUGCACUUGAAACAGGUCCCUCCAAUCCCACUCCGCCUUCUGCACCGUUCUGAGAAGACCGGCCCUCCUAACGCCUGUCGGAGGGCUCCACUUUGGGGUCCUCCAAGUUCUCAUCUAAUAAAAAGCGGUUUCUCCCCUCC